AUGGCAAGUCUACCUGGUAUUGAUGAGCACACUACGUCUGAAGAAUUGAUAACUGGUGAUAAUGAAUGGCACAAGUUGGUUAUUCCCAAGGGCAGUGAUUGGCAAAUUGAUCUUGAAACAGAAGGAAAACUAAUAAUUAAGGUGAACUCGGGUAUAGCUGAGAUAUUUGGCACCGAGUUAGCAGUAGAUGAUGAGUAUACUUUUCAGAGCUGGAAGUUUCCUAUAUACGCCGUCGAAGAGACAGAACUAGUAUGGAAGUGUCCUGAUUUAACUACGAAUACCAUCAUUGUCAAGUCUAACCAUACUAUGAAAUAUAUAUACAAUCUACACUUUAUGUUGGAGAAAAUAAGGAUGUCUAAUUUUGAAGGCCCUCGAGUGAUGAUUGUUGGUGAUUCGCAAACCGGGAAAACCUCCCUGUCAAGGACACUAUGUUCGUACGCUUUGAAGUUUAACGCUUACCAACCACUAUUUAUCAAUUUGGACCCUCAACAGCCCAUCUUCACUGUUCCUGGAUGCGUAUCUGCCACCCCAAUAUCGGAUAUACUUGACGCACAACUACCUACCUGGGGUCAGAGUCUCACUAGUGGUGCCACACUACUACAUAACAAACAGCCAAUGGUGAAAAAUUUUGGCCUAGAAAGGAUCAAUGAGAACAAAGAUUUAUACCUUGAGUGUAUAAGCCAGUUAGGUCAAGUGGUAUGUCAGAGGUUACAUAUGGAUCCUCAAGUCAGGAGAUCAGGAUGCAUUGUUGAUACACCAUCAAUAUCACAACUGGAUGAAAAUUUGGUUGAGCUGCAUCAUGUAAUUGAAAAACUCAAUAUCAACAUUAUGCUGGUACUAUGCUCCGAGGCUGAUCCUCUUUGGGAAAAGGUAAGAAAGACAUUUGGCCCAGAAUUGGGAAAUAAUAACAUUUUUUUCAUCCCUAAAUUGGAUGGCAUCUCCACAGUUGAUGACGUAUACAAGAGGUCCUUGCAAAGGACAUCCAUAAGAGAGUACUUUUAUGGUUCUCUGGAUACAGCCUUGAGCCCUUAUGCUGUUGGUGUUGAUUAUGAAGAUGUCACUAUUUGGAAACCUAGUAAUGUCUUUGACAACGAGGUUGGUAAGGUGGAGCUGUUCCCGGUCACGAUAACGCCAAGCAACCUACAGCACGCUAUCAUAGCCAUAACGUUCGCAGAAAGAAGGGCAGAUCAGGUAACUGUAAUAAAAUCGCCUAUCUUAGGGUUUGCUUUAAUCACAGAAGUUAAUGAAAAAAGGCGUAAAUUAAGGAUUCUAUUACCUGUACCAGGUCGACUUCCCAUCAAGGCGAUGAUUCUAACUUCAUAUAGAUAUUUAGAGUAG
Molecule: messenger RNA, 1338 nt
Organism: Saccharomyces paradoxus
Lineage: Eukaryota; Fungi; Ascomycota; Saccharomycetes; Saccharomycetales; Saccharomycetaceae
Gene: CLP1
Product: cleavage polyadenylation factor subunit CLP1
Exons: 1
Coding region: 1-1338 (445 amino acids)
Biological process (GO): tRNA splicing, via endonucleolytic cleavage and ligation
Cellular component (GO): nucleus; mRNA cleavage factor complex
Molecular function (GO): polynucleotide 5'-hydroxyl-kinase activity
Source: RefSeq, a predicted model, not a curated record